AUGGAAUUAAAAAGCUUAUCACAUAAGAACUCGCGGCGGUUGUGCUCAACAUGGUCUGAUGACAAGAUUAAUUUCCUUGUUAACAAAUGCAAUUUCGACCUUUCUGCACCGGUGUUUGAUACAGGAAUUUCUCCAGUGACUGAUCAAUUCAAUUUGAACGUAGAAUGUGACGAAGUCGCUCAGAUUUUCGGGUCAAUGCCAGCUAAUAAGUCCUCUGGGAUAGACAACAUUCCGGUGCGUGUAAUCAAAGAUAGCCUUCCUGUUAUUCUCUCGGUGAUUAUAUCGUUAAUUAACGCCUCUUUCUCUGAUGGAAAAUAUCCUCGAUCUUGGAAAUUAGCUGUCGUGUCGCCUAUUCCGAAAGAAGGUAGUCACGAAGAACCUGAUAGUAAUAGGCCUAUCUCUCUGCUGCCCAUUGUUUCGAAAGUAUGCGAAAGGGCUGCGCUUAAUCAAAUUAUGUCGUUCCUAGUGUCAAACGAAAGGUUAUCUACUCGGCAAAGUGGUAAUAAGAAACUGCACUCUACGGAAACCUCCUUAAUACGAACAACAGAUGCUAUCUUAAGUGCGAUUGACGACAAGAAAAUUACCGCUGUUGUCUUACUUGAUAUGAGCAAGGCUUUCGACACGAUAAAUCAUGGAAUCUUGCUCAACAAACUGCUGGAUAUUGGAAUCUCGUUAUCCAGUGUUGCCUGGUUCACCAGCUAUCUCUCUGACAGACGACAAGAAGUGCGCAUAAAUUCUGCGUUGUCUGAUCCUCUACCCAUUGUAUCAGGCGUGCCACAAGGAAGCGUUCUUGGACCCAUUUUGUUUAAUAUUUAUGUAAACGAUUUACCCCUCACCCCCCGGUCCUUUCUUACUGAAAGUUACGUCGAUGACACAAAACUUUACGUUUCUUUCCCAGUCCAAGACUGGGCUAAGGCUGUUGCUGAUCUUAGCGCUGAUCUUCUACAGAUUCGAAACUGGUGCUUCGCAAAUCGUCUUCUCUUGAAUCCUGAUAAAACUAAGCUUACUAUUUAUGGAAGCCGACAAAAUUUAAAUAAUAUUCCGGUUAUUCGUCUCUUUAUAUCAUUCCCUAAAGGAUAUAGAGAAGCAAACUAUUCAAGACCAAGGGAUAGUGAAUUAUCGACAUGGCAAGCAAUGUCAUGCAACAGGUAUUUGAGCAGAAUUCUCUGCACUGACGUCAUGAAUUUUCCCAAUAACAGCAUUCCACAAUGCUUAAACCGUUGUGAAAUCCUGCUAAGAAGAAGAUUAAAGAAGCACGAAUUGAGAGUGGAAGAUAACUUGAGGCGGUGUAACAAAUUUGAGACUGGGACUGAAUCGCCAAGUCCUUCAGUUGAUGAUGAAGACAAUUCUGUAUUGCAACGGAUUUCCGUUGACUUCAUGGAAACGUCAUAUAUUUAUCCAUUGGGUAGUAGUACUAACUGGUAUCCUAAACUACCUGGAGUAUAUUCCAUAUAUUACGUUGGUAAAAAACCACUCUAUGAGGGCCUGGUCAAGCCUUCUAUAGCCGAGCCGAUUUACGUGGGUAUGUCGAAAACAAGUAUCUCCGUGCGCCUGAAGGAUCACCUAGGCAAAAUAAAUAGAGCGAAAGACUUAAAGGUGCGCGAUUUUAUCGUUCGAUUCAUGACAGUGGACAAUAAACACUACGCUCCAUGUAUCGAGGGGAUGCUCAUAGAACAUUUCAAUCCUAUCUGGAACAGCGAGACGGUAGGCAUCUCUUUUGGAAACGCUGGCAGCAGAGAAAGCGACUGGAACAAAUAUCAUAUUCAAAAAAUACCAUGGACAAGACGCCAUAUGCCUAAUAAGCUGAGGUGGUAUUUUUUCCGAUUUCCUGAAAAUUUUGUAUGA
Stylophora pistillata is the source of this 1845-nucleotide messenger RNA. RefSeq lists its product as uncharacterized. Lineage: Eukaryota; Metazoa; Cnidaria; Anthozoa; Scleractinia; Pocilloporidae. The record is from RefSeq and is a predicted model, not a curated record.